UGCCGGAGGAGAGCCGGGGGAAAAGACGCUUUUUUUUGCAGCAAAAGACGCAGUGGAUCCCCCACUAUCUCGCUCGCAUUUGCAUUGGCCGCACGCAACAAAUUAAAGAAGAAGAAACCAACCUCCUGACCUGAGAGACCACACUUCUGGCCUUGAGUUCGUCUUCUUCUAUAAAACGCGGCACGAGCUAGCGUGUGUCCGCCACACUACUGCUACUACUCCUGCUUAUAUAUCACGAUCGAUCGAGUCACUCCUCCGAUCCGAUCAUACUCAUACUACACAACACAUCGCCAUGGCCAUGAUGAGCAGCAUGGACGGCGGCAGCAACAACAUCAUCGGCAAGCAGGUGUCCACCGUGGUGGACGCCGAGAACCCGGCGACCACCAUCGUCGUGGGGGCGCCGCCGUGCGCGGUGGUGGUGGACUCAGACGACGACGACGACGACCUGUCGCAGCGCGGCAACUGGCUGCGCGCGGCGGUGCUUGGCGCGAACGACGGGCUGGUGUCGACGGCGUCGCUGAUGCUGGGCGUGGGCGCCGUGAAGGCGGACGCGCGCGCCAUGGUGAUCUCCGGGUUCGCGGGCCUGCUGGCGGGCGCGUGCAGCAUGGCCAUCGGCGAGUUCGUGUCCGUGUGCUCCCAGCGCGAAGUGGAGCUGGCGCGGCUGGACCGCGACGGCAAGCGCGGCGGCGAGGAGGAGAAGGCGCUGCCCAGCCCCGUGCAGGCCGCCGCGGCGUCCGCGCUGGCCUUCUCCGUGGGCGCGCUCCUGCCGCUGCUGGCCGCCGGGUUCAUCGCCGACUACAGGCUGCGGAUCGGGGUGGUGGCCGCCGUGGCCACCGCCACGCUGGCCGCGUUCGGAUGCGUCGGCGCCGUGCUGGGGCGCGCCCCCGUGGCGAGGUCGUGCGCGCGCGUCGUCGUCGGCGGCUGGGUCGCCAUGGCCGUCACCUUCGGGCUCAUGAGGCUCUUCAAGGCCAGCGGCAUAUGAAGGCCAAAAGGACCGGAGGCGUACGUGGCCAGGGCGGGUCUCUCAUCCCAAUAUUCCAUCCGGCCAUCCAUCACGCUUCUGGUGUGUCGAUCGAUCAGUCGGGUGGGUCGGUUCGGUAGUGUCUCUGCUGCUGCUAGCUCUGCUUCCUUCCUUUGUCAUCCGAUCCAUGCCGGCCCUUGUUGCUUCCAUGCGUGCAUCUCCUAGCUAACCAUGCAUAAGAAAUAAUAUAUAUAUAUGCUAAAUAGUAGCAACUAGUAUAUGAUUGAUAUAUAUGAUGCACGCACGUGUGUGCUACUAUAUAUAGCUUGAUCAAUCAAUCCCCUUGCUAGUUGCAUCUCGUCUAUGCGUUGCGUUGCAUGUGCUGCUGUUGAACACCGAUCGAAGCUUGCUUUGUUACCAUGCAUGCAUGCAGAUCUCAGCUAGGUUUUGAGCUAAUGUAAUACACCAUAUAUAUAUAUAUCAUGCUUGUAUUGGCCUAGCGAAGCUAGCUAGCUACUCCGAUGAUCCAAAGAUCGAUCGAGUGAUCCAUAUGCAAGACUAAGGCAUGCAUGUGUGUAAACAUUAUAUAUAAUAUAUAUUUUCCGAGUUUGUUUAUGUAUGCCUCAUGCAAAUUUAAAGUAAGUUUGUCA
Molecule: messenger RNA, 1611 nt
Organism: Sorghum bicolor (sorghum)
Lineage: Eukaryota; Viridiplantae; Streptophyta; Magnoliopsida; Poales; Poaceae
Product: vacuolar iron transporter homolog 5
Exons: 1
Coding region: 293-982 (229 amino acids)
Biological process (GO): intracellular manganese ion homeostasis
Cellular component (GO): membrane
Molecular function (GO): iron ion transmembrane transporter activity; manganese ion transmembrane transporter activity
Source: RefSeq, a predicted model, not a curated record